Molecule: messenger RNA, 783 nt
Organism: Eremomyces bilateralis CBS 781.70
Lineage: Eukaryota; Fungi; Ascomycota; Dothideomycetes; Eremomycetales; Eremomycetaceae
Product: putative Ran-specific GTPase-activating protein 1
Exons: 3
Coding region: 1-783 (260 amino acids)
Biological process (GO): nucleocytoplasmic transport
Cellular component (GO): cytoplasm; nuclear pore
Molecular function (GO): GTPase activator activity
Source: RefSeq, a predicted model, not a curated record
AUGGCCGAACCCGCACCCACUAAGCUCAACCCCGCAGAGGAACACACUUCCGAUGCCUCCCCACAGCUCGUAAAGGGCGAGACCGAGAAGGUGACCCAAGCCGUCACUGACGAGCCGAAGACGGAGCCGGAGGCCGGGAAGAGCGUGACGGCGCAGGCGGCGGAGGCGGCAUCGUCGGCGACGGAGACGAUGAAGAGCGAGGUGUUCUCGAUGUUUGGUGGGGGGCCGAAGAAGGAGAAGAAGGCGGAGGAGGAGGACGCAGAGAACGAGCGGUCGGGGAGUAGCAAGGCAACGAAAGCGGCGGAGGACGACGACAAAGCCCCUGAAGAAGAAGCCAAUGUCGAAUUCGAGCCGGUGAUCCGCCUCACGGAGAAAGUCGACGUCAAGACCAACGAAGAAUCCGAAGCGCAGGUGUUCAAGAUGCGGGCCAAGCUGUUCAAGUUCGACCGCGACACGCGCGAGUGGAAGGAGCGGGGCACGGGCGACGUCCGCCUGCUCAAACACAAGGAGAAUGGGAAGACCCGCCUGGUGAUGCGCCGCGACAAGACACUCAAGGUCUGCGCGAACCACUAUCUCGUGCCGGACAUGAAGCUGAGCCCGAACGUCGGGAGCGAUCGCAGCUGGGUGUGGAACGCGGCGGCGGAUGUGAGUGAGGGGGAGCCAGAGGCUCAGACAUUGGCGAUUCGGUUUGCGAAUAGCGAGAAUGCGAACUUGUUCCGCGACGCAUUCAUCAAGGCGCAGCAGGAGAACGAGAAGCUAUUCUCCGCCGGCGCGACAUCGUAG